Messenger RNA from Cladophialophora psammophila CBS 110553, 999 nucleotides. RefSeq lists its product as uncharacterized. The coding region runs from base 1 to 999 and encodes 332 amino acids. The transcript has a single exon. The record is from RefSeq and is a predicted model, not a curated record. Lineage: Eukaryota; Fungi; Ascomycota; Eurotiomycetes; Chaetothyriales; Herpotrichiellaceae.
AUGUCUCACAUAUUUGGAAAAGUGACUAAUGCUGUGGUAUCUGGAACUAACGAAAACUCCUUUUCCCUGGCCAAUCUGAACCUGGGAUUUUCUCUGGUCAAGCUUGAGGCACCCGCAGAGUUCCAUCCUCUUGGUUCUGCGCUGUCACUUCAGCGAAGACAAACAGCUGAGGUGGGGUCUCACCAUCAGACCGCUCGUUUGCUCGGUGCAUUGUUCUCUCAAAUCGCCCCAAAUGCUCCAAAGCUCCUUCAAGCUUUCGGUCAAAGAGUCUCAGAGAUCAUCAAUUCUCCUGAUGCGAAUCCCACGGGUACUCCCGAAGACGGUCCGUUCAAAGAUUCUGUCGGCGCAGAUGCAACCUCUAUCUGGGCAGCUGCGACGUCUGGCUCUGCAUCACUUGCAGUGUUGCUGUUGGCAUGCUUGUUGGCUAGAAAGUUCGACGAUCCCAAACUGAGCGUCGCCCUUUGGGUAGAAAUAGUGGCAAUCCGCCAGAAGGAAGUGCUCGCGACCGCGCAAUCAACGGGAUUCGCCAUGAACGAGACAGUUGUUGCAGCUCACCAAAGGAUAUUACGCGAAGACUUGGCCACCUUCGAUGCAAGUGUCCGUGCUUGGCUCAUCACCGCUGAUCAGGUAAUGGUCAAAAAAUUGAAGCAACUUACCCUGAUCUUGGACAACCUUACUACUCUACCGGUCAGCGUUGGCAAAGACACAUACGCAAAGAUCAUCAAUGCCUGGGAUGGAGCAAUCAAAGGUUUCGAAGCUCUACUAGAAGGGAGACCGCAGAAUGCUACCGACAGCUCCGUCUUGCUGGCUUUAUCAUCCUGGCACCUGUACCCUGAUCUCAUCGUCCUGUCCUCAGAGACCAAAAAGGUGAUCUUCCAGGACCCAUUAUUUCCUCCCUCUGUCGCGAUGACCGUGGGGUUUAUCGCUCAAAGAUACCGGUCAAGCAUCUCCAGGGUUUCAAUGGUCUCUGGCUCUUUCUCACCUCAGAUACUAUGGUGA